CAUUAACCCUAAUCACCAAUACCAUCAAUGUCAUAAACACCACCACCUGGCACUAUCACAACCACCACCAUCAAGAACCGCUACCAUCACCACACCGAACAACACCACGUGCACUACUACCAUCGCCACCACCACGGCCGUGAGUAUCUCCAUCACCAACACUACAGCUACCAUCAUCACCGUUAUCAUCACUUCCACUCAACAACAACAAAACGAGUCAGCGAACGAAACGCUCCGUAGUCGCUAGGUUUGCAAAAAAUAGCAGCCAAAUCUCCUUCAAAUCACACUAUUAAUGUCGUUAAAAAACGGAUACAUUGGAUAAUGGAAUCCUCAGCAAAAAUAAAUGACAGGAUGGUCGUGGCUGGAACGCUUUCGAUCAACGCUAUGCUCGAUAUAUCAACUUAACCACCAUCAGGGCCUGAGAAUGCAUCAACGAUAACAACAUCCACAUCAGUAAGACCACCCAUUACCCCAGCCUCAACAACCACCCACAUCUGUCUCUUGCCGUCUCAUUCUCUCUCUCUCUCUCUCUCUCUCUCUCUCUCUCUCUCUUCUCUCUCUCUCUCUUUCUUUCUCUCUCUCUCUCUCUCUCUUUCUUUCUCUCUCUCUCUCUCUCUUUCUUUCUCUCUCUCUCUCCCUCUCUCAAGCAGAAAGCAGUUACCAUUUGGAGGGGAAGCUGCAAUAACGUCUUGGAUUCGCUUUCGUAAACCAAACGAUGUAGUAGUCUUUAUCGUUUUUAGUCGUUUGCUUGGCCCUAUAGUAAUUUCUGUAUACACCACACACACACACACACACACAUACACACACACAAAUACAUAUACACGCGCACAUACAUACGUACAUACAUACAGACAGACAGAGACAAACAGACAGACAGACAGACAUACGAUAUACACUUUUGCUAUGUGGCUUGUACGGUGCAGCAGUGGUUUCGUCGACGACGGCGUCACCUUGAAUAACACUCAGGCUGAACAGUCUCUUUCGUUCCUACAAAACAGCUUGCCCUAAUACAAUACACACACACAUAUACACACCUGCAUACCCCAACACCAACACACACACACACACACACACACAUACAUAUUCAUAUAUAUAGAUAUAUAUAUAUAAUAUAUAUAUAUAUAUAUUAUAUAUAUAUAUAUAUAUAUAUAUAUAGGUGCAUACACAUCCCAUAGCCAUGUACCGGGCAGUGAAAAAGCUACACAGUGAUCAGGGCAGGUUGUCGUUCGAAGUAGGUGACCUCAUGACCCUUAUUCAAGAAGACACAGGUUACGAUGGAGUAUGGUUGGUCCAAGACGGCAAAGGACAUCUGGAUUAUGCACCUAUGUCCUACCUGACACCUGAACCGAAGGCAACAUGCAAACAGGUGAUGGAGCACAUUGACCGUUCACUCAAAGCAGUCUAUGAAGGGGCAGAUAACUCUACAUUGAAACAAAAGAAGGCGCAAGUUCUUCGGAAACACAGAUUGGAAACAUUGGCUAAGCUAGGCGUUGCUGACCCUGAAAUUGGCUCUUCAGCAACACUUCCAAGUUCCGAAUCGUGUCGACACAGACCAAAGACCUUCCCUAUGUCACAAACUCUCGGUCGAACUGGUGCAGGUUUGACAAAAGUACAGCGAAGGAGACAUGCUCCGCCACCCCCUCCACCUAGACGGGAAUCACUGCUCUGUGAGAACAAAAGUGAACCGGGGACACCACUGACCCCACAAACACCAAUUACGCCCUCGUCCACACCACAGACUCCAAUCACACCUUAUGCUCCUCCACCACCAGCUUCAAGCCCACCUGUUACUCUGCCAACCACUGCUGAAGUUGCUGAAACUGCUGAUGGCAAUGUAUUGGAAACAAAAAGAGCAGAAGACCGAGAGGGAGGAGUAGGUGAAGGCACACCAUCCAAAGGGACGUCUGGCUUCAGCAGAGAGGAAGAUAUGACAGCUGCUGUUGCACCAGCAACAGCAAUAACAGCAAGAACAACUUCACCCUCAUCGUCAUCGUUGUCAUCGUCAUCAUCGUCGUCGUCAACGACAACGAUCAAUUCACCGGCGGCAGCAGCAAUAGUGCAACCCACUUCACCAGUGGCACCUCCACCAGUGCCACCACUGGUACCUGCGUUGCCGCUGACAACAGCAUCAACAACAACAGCAGCAGCAGCAGCAGCAACCAAGACAACACCGCCUCCUCCACCACCUCCACUAUUACCACCACCUCCUCCUCCACCACCACCUAUGCCACUAUCAACGACAUCAACAACACCUCCACCAACACCACCCCCACCUCCACCACCAACACCACCGCCCCCUCCACCCCUGCAGUCAUCAUUGGCAACGGCAGCAGCAGCAGCAACAGCAGCAGCAGAGAUGAGGAGGAGAGAACUUGCCGAGGCAUAUAAAACAACGACGUCAGCUACAGCAUCACCAGCAACAGCAAGAUCGGUGAUGGUGUCAGGGUCUUCCACACCUCCGCCACCACCUCCACCACCCCCACUAACACUACCACCACCUCCAUCAAUGACUCCGCCUCCACCACCGCCACCACCACCACUGACAACUUCUGCACUCCACUACCACAAUAGUCACGACCACCUUGGGGAAGAGCAGAGCUGUGAUCGGCGACGGAGGCGAGCUUCAGCUGGUGAUGAUACCACUAACACAAACACCACAACUGCCACACUGUCAAGUAGCGACAGCUAUCCUGGCAGUAGUGGUUCAAUCUCCAGUGACUGCCUUGGAGAUAGUUGGGUCUUGCAAGCUGUUGAACGGAUCAAGAAAGAUGCAAAGAUCAAUGUUCGUGAGAGCAUCCUUGCCCUGCAAAGUGUUGUCCAAUAUUUCAAGGAGACGGUGCCCGAUAUUGAGGACCUCUGCUCUCAGGCUUUGGCAGUCAUUACAAAGUUACAUGGCCCAGAUGCAAAUAUUCUCGCAAAGGAUUUACUUACGGCUCUUGGACAUGUGGAAGAGGUUACCGUAUUGUGUCGACAAGAAGAUCACCAUUUCACAGAAGAAGCAAAUAGGAAAUUGUCUAAAUACCUUCAGACUGUUAUCACAGAACUGUUGGCAUUGGAUACCAAAGUCUCCAUGUCUGCUCUGUCAUCUAAUAACUAUGAAGCUGUAGAAAUGUUGGUCUACUUGUCUGAGUGCCAGGAAGUGUCUUCUCCUGUCAAAGAAAGUGUGAAAGAUGUCAUGAAACUGAUGUGUAACUGUGACCGUUACAUAAGUCACAUGUUAAUAAACUCAUCUGUACCUCUGUCCCUUGUCAGUGAACUGAAAUGCUCAGAGACAGUCACUGUGGAAUUCUGUAACUCUGCAACAUUACUAGCUGCCAUUCUGGCUGGAGAAGAGGCUCUCCCAGUAGAAAUUCAUGGCUACUUAGAUAUCCCUUUAAUAGUGAAGGUUUUAAACUUCAUUGAGAAUCCAAGUGGAAUGAUGUUUGCUGAAGCUGUUUCAGUUGAUUUAAUGACACUAAUACUGGCCUACAACCAACACCACAAUGCAAGUUCACCUCCCAAUGUUGUUAUGCAAGCUUUGAAUCAUGCCGAAACCAAAUACCCAGAGCUUUUACUUGAGAAAUUGAUACUUUUCUUUAAUCGUGGAGUUGAUCCAUUAAUGGAACAAGGUUUAAUGAGAACAAAGAGUAACUCAGUGGUAAAAUUUCUACGAGACAUGUUCAGCUGUGAAGCAACAGGCAAAUUGUACUACACCAACGACAUUAAAGUCAUGUUAGACAUUGUGCUUCGAAACAUCACUGAUAAACCUCCAGGAGAUAAAGAACGAACAGAGAAUCUGCUUCUAUUGCAGCAGGUAAUAAAUCACUCAUUUUACACAGAAGAACAGUACCGAAUCAUAGAUUUCAAAGAUGCCUUCCACAACAUCUGCAGUGAAGAUGAAUGCAUCAAGAGUCAACAUGAGAAAGAUAUAAUCAACUCCAUUCAAAGUGAACAUACUGACUGGUUCAAUCCUUGAGCUACUUACCUAUUCUAUUACUAAUUGUUAACAGAAACUCUCUCUCUCCCUCCCCCCACUCUCUCUCUCUGG
Octopus sinensis (East Asian common octopus) is the source of this 4027-nucleotide messenger RNA. RefSeq names its product NCK-interacting protein with SH3 domain. The transcript is spliced from 11 exons. The coding region runs from base 1178 to 3955 and encodes 925 amino acids. Lineage: Eukaryota; Metazoa; Mollusca; Cephalopoda; Octopoda; Octopodidae. The record is from RefSeq and is a predicted model, not a curated record. Gene Ontology annotation, biological process: endocytosis. Gene Ontology annotation, molecular function: protein binding; Arp2/3 complex binding.